Molecule: messenger RNA, 297 nt
Organism: Blepharisma stoltei
Lineage: Eukaryota; Ciliophora; Heterotrichea; Heterotrichida; Blepharismidae
Source: the annotation of a GenBank genome assembly
AUGCGGACACGGUGCCACAUCUCGCACCAAUGGAGCUACACUUGCAAUGUGUGCGAGGGACGUGGGCGCUUCGAAAAGGAUUGUCAGGAUGUGGAAGAUAUGAUGCAGAUCAAGGAAAGCAUAUAUAGAGAAGCAGACGUGAUAGAGAGGCAAAAAUUUGCAAACACCCAAGCUUACUGUCAAACAUUAAUAAAGCCUGAAUUAUUAUUAAGAGUAUUGAUUGUACAAGACAAACUAUGACUAUGCAAUAUGAGAGAGGGGCUAUGGCAUCAGGCGAGAAGGCUAAACUUGAAAUAG